Molecule: messenger RNA, 600 nt
Organism: Bactrocera oleae (olive fruit fly)
Lineage: Eukaryota; Metazoa; Arthropoda; Insecta; Diptera; Tephritidae
Source: RefSeq, a predicted model, not a curated record
AUUCGUUAUUCAUAGCAAACAGUUAAACAGGAAACAACAAAAAUGAAACUCAUCAUCACCAUACUGGCAUUCAUUUGUUGCGUCGCCGCUGACGUCUCACACUUAUCCGGCUCGUACUUGCCACCCGUACAACCUCAACCUCAGUAUCUGCCACCUGCACAAGAGUACUUGCCUCCUUCUCAACCGCAACCACAGUAUUUACCUCCCGCAGCACCAGAGCCACAAUAUCUGCCUCCUCAACCACAAUACUUGCCACCUGUCGCGCCACAAGCUGAAUACUUACCACCUGUUGCACCACAACCUCAAUACUUGCCACCUGCUGAACCUCAACCACAAUAUCUGCCGCCUGCACCACAGUACUUGCCUCCUGCUGCUCCAGCACCUGAGUACUUACCACCUGUUGACACACCUGUCGCAGAGGAUGGUUACCGUUACAGAACCGUGAAGAAGUACCGUUUGAGAAGCCACUAAACUCUCGUGGUUGUGUAGAAUGUGAAGAAGAAGUUGUUAAAGAUUUUGUUACUGGGUUUCAUAAUCGUUUAUAAUUCCCGCAUGAAAUACAUACAUAUUGUUUUUGUUGAUUAUUUUCUAAACUCUCAC